GGAGGCCCCGUGCCGCGGACCCGCGUCUGCCGGAGGAGCCGCCAUCCGUCCGCCCGUCCGUCCAUCCGUCGGCGUCGGCGCGUCCGUCCCGGCGCUGACCCCUCUGUGUGUUUGCAGGGAGGAGAAGUCGGAGGAGAACCUACAGGGGCUGAAGGAGCGGCCCCCCAAGGCCAAGAAGGUGAAGAAGGAGCGGAAGGAGGAGAAGCAGCAGCAGCAGCAUGAGCUGGCGCAGCCCUCCGCCGAGCCGGCCGAAGCCGGCAAAGCCGAAACCUUGGAGGGCGCCGGGACGGCGCCGGCGGCGCCGGAGGCUUCGGCUUCCCCCAAGCAGCGUCGCUCCAUCAUCCGGGACCGGGGUCCCAUGUACGACGACCCCACGCUGCCCGAGGGCUGGACCCGCAAGCUGAAGCAGAGGAAAUCGGGGCGCUCCGCCGGCAAAUACGACGUCUACCUGAUCAACCCCCAGGGAAAAGCCUUCCGCUCCAAGGUGGAGCUGAUCGCCUACUUCGAAAAGGUAGGAGACACCUCCCUGGACCCCAACGACUUCGACUUCACC
Messenger RNA from Nipponia nippon (crested ibis), 553 nucleotides. The record is from RefSeq and is a predicted model, not a curated record. NCBI's taxonomy places the organism in Eukaryota, Metazoa, Chordata, Aves, Pelecaniformes, Threskiornithidae.